Trypanosoma cruzi is the source of this 756-nucleotide messenger RNA. RefSeq lists its product as uncharacterized. The record is from RefSeq and is a predicted model, not a curated record. Lineage: Eukaryota; Euglenozoa; Kinetoplastea; Trypanosomatida; Trypanosomatidae. Bases 1 to 756 code for a protein of 251 amino acids. The transcript has a single exon.
AUGUCCAAGCUUUCCGAAGAGGAAGAAAAAAUUGCUAGAGCUGCGCUUGAGGAAAAUUAUAUAUUGCGCCAGAUGUUGCAAGAAUCUGCUAAUGGCGGCUGCGGUGACGAAGAACAUAGUGGAACGAGUGUGGAUAAAGUUGAUAGUAUAUUUGCACUCAGGCGUGGAAAUGAAAUUUUGAAGGGGGAAAUUGCAGACCUACAAAGUCAAAUUGAUGCCUCUGGCGUCAGCGCCGCAGAAACUGUUCACAAGUUUAAUCAAUUACAAAACAAAAGAGCGCAAUUGCGAAAUGAAAACCGAGGCCUAGAAAAUAUUGCGAAUCAUCAAGCACCAAAAGUGAAGGAGGUGAAUCGUCUUGUUCUUAAUCAGUUAACGAUGAAGAGGUCAUGUGAUGAAAAAAAUAGAGUCUCAAAGGAGGAAAUAAAAAGACUGAAAGAUAUCAGAGAAAAGGAGAUGGAAAAGCUUUAUGUUACACUGCGUAAAGAGGCUUAUCUCAAGGAGCAGCUUGAAAAUGCCAAUUUGGCGUCAAAUAGUUCUGAUAGUCAGACACUUAGGAACGCUAUUCUCUCGAAAGAUAAAACAAUUCAAAAACUCGAAGAGGAUAUUGAGAGGUCUCGAACCAAUCAAAGGAAACCAUCUGACGAUGAGAAUGGAUAUAGCGAAGACAGUCUCGCAAAACUUCGCAAAGAACAUGAUAGUCUUCGCGAACAAGUUCAAACGCUACAGGCGCUACUUCAAGGAUCACCCCAAAGGUAA